This is a messenger RNA of Monopterus albus (swamp eel), 6210 nucleotides long. It is a transcript of the gene trim9, whose product is annotated as tripartite motif containing 9. Lineage: Eukaryota; Metazoa; Chordata; Actinopteri; Synbranchiformes; Synbranchidae. The transcript is spliced from 11 exons. The coding region runs from base 483 to 2690 and encodes 735 amino acids. The record is from RefSeq and is a predicted model, not a curated record. Gene Ontology annotation, molecular function: zinc ion binding; protein binding. Gene Ontology annotation, cellular component: cytoplasm.
UUGUUGUUUCCAAAGAAGCUUAUAGAGAAAUAAAUUACAGCUAAUCUGUCAUAUCUGCAUGAUAUUCGUUGUUCGGUAUAGUCUUGCAUUGUUUUCCUUCUAAUCCACUAAACAAUAAGGCUGGUAUUACAAGGCUUAAGUGUCUGUUGUUGUAUCGCUCUGUAAAGCUCAUUAUCCGGAGCUCUGCACACUGACAGCUGAGUUGUCCAAUGGUUGGUUGGAAUCCACUGGUUAUCCAAUGGUAACAGGUCUGAGCUGAUGCUCUUUGCUUAUUGGUGAAGAGUGUGUAUCGGUUAGUCUUCCUCCUCGCUGCUGAAUGCCUUUCCUCUGGUCAAGGUUGCACUUGCUAUAGUCGCAGCAGGACGCGACAGGAGCUCCAUUUACGCACGAACAGAGCAGCAGACUAAUUAGCCAAGGCUCUGCUCCAACUUCUCGUCGUACUUACGCGCCAUAGAGGAAUCUUUCACCUCAGAGUAGCAGCCAUGGAUGAACUGGAGGAAGAGUUAAAAUGCCCUGUUUGCGGCUCUUUUUACCGGGAGCCCAUCAUACUGCCGUGCUCCCACAACAUUUGCCUGGCUUGCGCUCGGAAUAUUCUUGUACAGACCCCCGACGCCGAGUCUCCACAGAGCAGCCGAGCCUCCGGAUCCGGCGUCUCUGAUUAUGAUUACCUGGAUUUGGAUAAAAUGAGUUUGUACAGUGAGGCGGACAGUGGCUACGGUUCAUACGGGGGCUUUGUCAGCGCCCCGACUACCCCUUGCCAAAAAUCACCAAAUGGGGUGCGGGUUUUCCCCCCGACAGUCCCCCAGCCUCCACCACAACAUCACCUGCUACCGCAGCCCGGCUCCUUGCCUCCGAUCCCUCGCAACUCCUGCAUCACUUGCCCGCAGUGUCAUCGUAGUCUCAUCCUGGAUGACCGGGGGCUCCGCGGAUUCCCCAAGAACCGGGUGCUGGAGGGGGUUGUGGACAGGUAUCAGCAGAGCAAAGCGGCCGCUCUCAAGUGCCAGCUCUGCGAGAAGAGUCCGAGGGAGGCCACCGUGAUGUGCGAGCAGUGCGACGUCUUCUACUGCGACCAGUGCCGCCUGCGGUGCCAUCCUCCCCGCGGUCCCCUCGCCAAGCAUCGCCUGGUACCCCCGGCGCAGGGGCGGAUAAGUCGCCGCGCCAGUCCCCGUAAAAUCUCCACUUGCACAGAGCACGAACUAGAGAAUCUAAGCAUGUACUGUGUACAGUGUAAGAUGCCUGUGUGUUAUCAGUGUUUGGAAGAAGGCAAACACGGCACACAUGAAGUCAAAGCUUUGGGCGCAAUGUGGAAACUGCACAAGGGUCAGCUGUCCCAGGCCCUCAAUGGUUUGUCAGACCGUGCCACUGAAGCCAAGGAGUUCCUGGUCCAGCUGAGAAACAUGGUACAGCACAUCCAGGAGAACGGAGUGGAGUUCGAGGCCUGUUUGGUGGCGCAGUGUGACGCCCUCAUCGACGCCCUGAACCGACGGAAGGCCCAGCUGCUGGCUCGAGUAAACAAUGAGCACGAACACAAGCUGAAGGUUGUUCGGGAUCAGAUCUCCCACUGUACGGUGAAAUUACGUCAAACCACGGGGCUGAUGGAGUACUGUCUGGAGGUGAUCAAGGAGAAUGACCCCAGUGGUUUCCUUCAGAUUUCUGACGCUUUGAUCCGGAGGGUCCACAUGACAGAGAGCCAGUGGGGGAAGGGGACGCUCACCCCAAGAAUGACCAGCGACUUUGACCUCACUCUGGACAGCGGACCUCUCCUACAGACAAUCCACCAGCUGGACUUUGUCCAGAUGAAAGUUCCAGCUGCUCCGAUGCUCCAGCUGGAGGAAUGCUGCACUCAGAACAACAGCGCCACGUUGUCAUGGAAACAGCCACCACUCUCCACCAUCACCGUGGACGGAUACAUCCUAGAGCUGGACGAUGGAAACGGGGGCCCGUUCAGAGUAGGUUUCCAUCUGCAGGAAGUGUACGUGGGGACUGAGACCAUCUGCACAGUGGACGGGCUUCACUUCAACAGCACAUACAAGUCCAGAGUGAAGGCAUAUAAUGCCAGCGGUGUGGGCCAGUACAGCAAGACGCUAAUCAUGCAGACGUCUGAGACUGGACUCCCUCCAUGUGAUAUUCAGUCUAUAGGCACAGUUGCUUGGUUCACCUUUGAUCCGGCCUCCGCUCACCCAGACAUCAUCCUUUCCAACGACAACCUGACGGUGACAUGCAACAGCUAUGAUGACAGGGUGGUCAUGGGUAAUUCUGCUUUCUCCCGUGGCGUUCAUUAUUGGGAGAUGACCGUCGAUCGAUAUGACAACCACCCAGACCCGGCCUUUGGGAUCGCUCGGGGUGAUGUCCUAAAGGAUGUGAUGCUGGGAAAGGAUGACAAGGCCUGGGCCAUGUAUGUGGACAACAACCGCUCCUGGUUCAUGCACAACAACUCACACACCAACAGGACGGAUGGUGGCAUCAGUAAAGGAUCUACAAUCGGAGUGCUGCUUGACUUCACGCGUGGGAUCCUCAUCUUCCUCCUCAAUGAUGAGCAGCAGGGUCCAGUGGCGUUCGAAGGGUUGGAGGGCGUUUAUUACCCGGCUAUCAGCCUCAACCGAAAUGUCCAGGUCACAUUGCAUACUGGUCUACCUAUCCCUGAUUUCUACACCCCUGGAGAGGCAGAUCCGACUAGCUCUGUGUGCUAAAGACUGCCGACUGUGGGUUUGGGAAAACCUCCCCAGGAUUUCCCAGGGUUCAUCCUGCCAGUCAAUAACUAUGAUCCCACCCUCCUCUUGUCCCCUUGACCGACUGGACCCCAUGACCCUGUGCAACAGGCCCCAUCGAGCACUGAGCCAUGCCUUUAUCAUGCCUAAACCUUGGACACAAGGGACAUUCGCAGAAACUGGACGGUGCUUUGCCUUCUGUACCUUGUAUGCUGAUGUAAAGAAGGUGAAAUCAGUUGAAAAAUUACCAAGAUUUCAAGUUGAUGGACUUAUACGCUUUUGUGCUUAAAGUAAUAGUUUAACAUUUUGGGAAAAAGGUGAUAUGCUUUCUUCCUGCAUUAGAUGACACCACUCUCAAGCCUCUGGUAAAUGUAUACAUACGGUCAGCAGCUGCAUAGCUUAGCUUAGCUUAAAGACUGGAAAUGGAAACAGCUUUGGCUCUGUGAACAACUCUAAAGAUCACUUACUAAAAUGUUAUAUCGCAUUUGUUUUAUUAAUUUGUAUAUAAAGCCAAAUUGUAAAAACAUACAAUUAUGAUUUUACUGUUUGAGUUUUGCGUGGAUAUUAAUUAGUGAGCUGUAGAGGUGGAUUUUUUUUACCAUUACGGAGCCUCAGUAUGAACACGGCCUUAGACAAACCCAGUCUUUAUGCUAUGCUAAGUGGUAGCUGUAGCUUGGUAUACAGACAUGAGAGUGGUUUCACCUAAAGUGAAUGUGUUCCAAAUUGGAGGAGGUAGUUUUGUAAAUGAGUUGACUCAGAGGAAGGAGCUCCCAUCACACCAUCUACUUAGUUCGGUAUAUUCUCCUUUCUUUUUGUUUUAUUUUUCAAAAGCACAUGCACAAGUACAAUAUCUUGCAAAUAUUUUCUGCCGUCAGUCAUAAGCAGCUUUAACUCAUUUAAAACACCAGAUGGAGUGUGAGAGGUUGUCUUUUCCUUGCAUUUGUGUGAAUGUAUGUGAGGGAUGUGGAUGGGCCAAGCCUGAUCAGCAGCUGCAAUGACCCCUGGGCGUCACUGUCAUAUCCAUGUCCAUGUAAAUGAGACACUUUCCGUAGUGGCUUAGCUCCUGUGAAUCUUCUGUAUCGUCUGCAAAAAAACAAUACAGCAUCCGUGUAUAAAAUGCUAUUGAAAGCGAAGUCUACAGUAGUGCAGCUCUCAAAACAAAAGGGAGGGAUUUUUGGUUUAAUGUAUCAUAAAAGCAGGCAGUUCUUUGUGCUAAAGUGAGAUAAAGAUGAAUGUGAAGCAGUUUGAAUAAGGUGCUACAGCAGCUUGCUUAGGUCUUUUUUUACUGUAGGUGAUUGAAUCCUGGUAGUUUUGUAAUAUUGCUACUGAAAUGAUUUAUUGCAAAGAGGUGUAUAGCUAAAUAAGUUAAUGUUCAGAGUUUUUCAAUGAGAUUUCAUCAUCCUUUAUUUGAUGUAUAGUUAUUAUGGAAAGGAAGGAAUACAAACUUUUUGUUGCUUUAAAAUGUAGCUUUGAGUCUGUUCUCAAGCUGAAGAGGUUUUAUGGUUAUUGUGAAAACCAGUUAAUGUUUUACAAAAGCAACAAGAAUGGUGAUAAUGCUCUGAGAUGGUUGUUUGUGGUUGCAUGUGGGCAGCAGCAUCCUCAACAGGCAAUGAUGUGAAACAAAUACUCAAAUCUUUAAGGACUAAGCCAUGGCAGUAGCUUUGUGACACUCUACUUAGGCGUAGUGGUGCUUUAAGCUAAAUGCCACAAAUGGUGGUGCAAGAGGAAGAGUCAUAGGAUCACUAAAGUCAGUAGGAUCCAUCUUCUAGGGAUGUGUGUUGGUGCCAGUCCAACUGAGAGAUACACAGGACAAGUGACAACUUUGAUUUGCUGGUGUUGUUAGAGGAAAAGUCAGGGAUCAAGGAAGGUCAGCAGAAUUCAUCCUCCGGGAAACAUGAAUGUCUGUACAAAAUUCCAUAGAAACUCAUCUGACAGUUGUUGAGCUAUUUCAGUCUGAACCACAGUGACGGAGCGACCAACAUUUCCAUAGAGCCACACAGCCAGCAUGGCUAAUGUUUCCUGACAGCAGUAACCAGAGUUACACUGUUGAGGGAUUGGAAAGAGGAAAUGGCCGCCUAUAAAAGAUGCCUAAUAAGUUUCCCUGAGCACUGUAGUCCUGAGACACACUGUACAGUACAUGUCUAACAUUUACAUACAGUAAGGUGCUAUCCUGUGUUUGAGCUUCAUUGGGUGUGCCUUUAUCCCCUCUUCAGUUCCCAAAAGAUUGAAGAAACGUUGCUACAAUCUAGAUUCAUCGCUUCAGCAGAGUCGACUAACAUCUGUGAUGCCUGACUUCACCUGCUGCUACAUAUGUUUUCUAUUGUAAAAGGGCAAAAUUCAACAAUAACCAUGUUUACUAUAAACAACCACAGUAUUGAAGGGAAUAGCUCUUAAUUUUUAGUUUUAAAGUUUUUAUUAUUUCUCUUCCUUUGGGGUGAUUGUAAAUUAUCUGGUACCACAUGGCUGCUAAAUUGUCUGCACACAGUAAAUGUUAUAAUAUCGAGUAUGAUGUGUGCAUGUGAACAGCUGACAAUGAUAAAAUAAAUCGAGCUACUACAGCUUUCAGGAAGUUGCACAGCCUUUGCUGCAAGACUGAAUUAAAGCUUUGAGUUAUGUAACAUUUUAAUUGGAUGUUUUUCACAGUAAAGCCUUGUGUCCGGCCUUAAAUAUAACACUACAGUACACGAGCAGCUCAGUCAGCAGUGGCUGACUGAGCAGUGAGAGCUGCUCUGACUCAUACACAGAGAAGUGCAGCCAUUAUCCCAGCGUUACAUACCCUCUGAAUCCAGGACAAAUAAACAGAAAUGGUUUUAAUGCAGCAAAAGGCUUCAUUAAAAGAAUUGUUCAUAUUUCCAACAUGAGGUGACACAUUUUGUUACUUUUUAACAUAAGAUAAUUAACAUAUUCUCUGGGAAAAAGUGAACUUCUCUGAUUAAAAAGUGACAUAGAUGUGUGUUUCUGUGAAGAACACAGGGGUGCUGAUACUUAAAAAGUGUGUGAUUGUAACCAUUAUUAUUUCUGCUCCAGCCAAAUACACAGUAAUUAUGUUAAAAUAGACCUGGGGAUGAUUUAAGUCUAUCAGGCCUCAUUAAAAUUCAAUGAAUUACUGAAAAGUUACACACAGUCGCUGGGCGACACUGUGUGCUAUAGCUCCAAAUGUACAUAUUUACCAGUGUGUGUGUGUGUGAGUGUGUGUGUGUGUGUGUGAGUCUGUGUUAUCUGCAUUACAACCUCAUUUUAACUUCACAGUGACCUUGUUUGAUCUGAGGUAGAAUGCCAUCACUCAACAUUAUUAUUUACAGUGAUACUGAAAUGUCCGAGGAGUUUAAUGAAAGAAUAAUUGUUAUUCCCAUGUUUUUAACACAGUAUGAUUACUAUGAUUGUUAUAAUUCUGUGUCUAUCAUUAUCAUAUUACUGCUAUUAUUAUCAUGAUUUGAAGUGUAAUAUGAGCCUGUGUUUUCUGUAUAUGAAUAUUCAAUAAAUAGGUGGUGUAAGGUGAUGU